Molecule: messenger RNA, 1881 nt
Organism: Haemorhous mexicanus (house finch)
Lineage: Eukaryota; Metazoa; Chordata; Aves; Passeriformes; Fringillidae
Product: EF-hand and coiled-coil domain-containing protein 1-like
Exons: 2
Coding region: 68-1114 (348 amino acids)
Molecular function (GO): calcium ion binding
Source: RefSeq, a predicted model, not a curated record
GGGGCCGAGCGCUCGGCCGGGCGGGAGCUCAGGAUGCUCGGGCAGCGCCGCGGGCCGGGCGGGCGCGAUGGAGCCGCCUGAGGGCUGGGACCCCUACGGGCGGCCGGCCCGGCGCACGCAGUGGCUGGUCAGCGCCCUCGCCUACCACUACGGGCUGGACCGCGGCGUGGAGAACGAGAUCGUCGUGCUGGCCACCGGCCUGGACCAGUACCUGCAGGAGAUCUUCCACCGCUUGGACUGCGCCGGUUCGGGCCGCAUCCCCGGCGAGGACUUCCGCACGCUGUGCCAGGUGCUGGGGCUGGAGGAGGCGGCGGAGCCCGAGGAGUGCGCGGAGCUGUGGGACGGGCUCUCGGCCGAGCUCACCUUCCGCCAGUUCCACGCGCGGCUCUGCGGCCACUUCAGCACCCGCGCGGGGCCGCGGCUGCCGCUGGGCCGGGAGAGCGAGCACAUCGAGACCCAGAUCCGCCUGCGCAGCCCCCGCCGCCGCCGCCGCACCGACCCCGCCGGCCGCGGAGCCGCGGGCAGCGCCGAGCGGCGGCCGCCGGGGCCCCGCUCCCGAGAGUGCUACGAGGAGAUCGUGGCGCUGGAGCAGGCCGAGGACCGCAUGGCCAAGCUGGAGGAGGAGAACGGCAGCCUGCGGGAGCUGGUGGAGGACAUGCGCGCCGCCCUGCAGAGCAGCGAUGCGCGGUGCCUGGCGCUGCAGGUGGGACUGUGGAAGAGCCAUGCCAGCCAUAGAGAAGGAGGAUCCUGCUUCAUAGGGAGGAAGAGACCAUUAACACAGAAGCACGCCCAGACCAAGUGCCUCCAAAGUGUCCUGGAGGAAAUGGAGCUCAUGCGGAGCUCCAGGGAUGGGCAGAUUGAAGAAGCCAUCAGGUUCAGCCAGGAGCUGGAGAAGGAGCUGAAGAGCUCUCAGGAAGCUCUGGUCAGCCUGGAAGAUUGCAACCGUAACCUGAAGAGGGAGCAGGCAGAGACGAGGAGGAAGGUGGAAGAGGCCAGACACGCUGUCCUGAACAGUCUUGGCAAAGUGAAGGAGCUGGAAGUGAGAGCUAAGGAGGUGCCACAUCUGCAAAUACACAUCCAGCAGCUGGAAUCACAACUGCAGCACUACAGGUAGGUUGGAGUCUGACAAAAAGUGCCCAUAAAUUCAGUGUUGGGGCACAGGUGAGUUUGAGAAUCUCUGGUUGGGGCUUAUUAGAUGUCUCCAGAACACCUUGUAAAAUCUGGCCAGAGGGAAAUUAGAAGCUGCUCAUCCAUUUUCUUGGUAGGGGUCUUUAGGAGAUCUAGCAGUCUUCCAGGCCAAAGGGUGCUGGUCUGCAGAGAGCUGAAGUCACUCCUCAGACACUCAACAACAGAACUCAGCAUGCUAAUGCUUCAGGAAAGCCCCAACACAAAUUGCUGAACGUCCUUCAGAAACCAUUUCCAACAGACUUUUUCCGCUGCCUUUCCUGGUCCUUCGGUCCCAUCCCAAGCCAGCUGUAAUCAGAUGGCUGACUCUCCAUUUUGUAUAAAAGCUCUUCAGCUUGUCCUAGGAAUUGGGGAAAAGCACACAAGGACAACUUCUGGCUGCUGGUUGGAAACUUGCUGUGACUUCAUUGCUUCUUCACUGAGAGAACAGGUGAUAGAGGAGGGAAGCUGAAACGUUCCUAAACCCACAAAAUAAUAGAGUGGGAAUCUCAAAAAACACUUGCCAACUAAACCCCACUUUUGCAACGGCAUAAACAAAUCCUUCCAGAAGUCAGAAAGUUGGUCACAAAUUUAAUAGUCCACUGCUUUUGUUGCUUUUAACCUCAGACCAAACUUGGACUCACCGAUGGUUAGUAAGCGUUAGUCAUUUCUGCCCAAGUUCCAGACUGACCUAAGGAAUAAAAUCUAGUUUAUAUU